AUGUCCUCGAGCCGUUCCGUUGCACGCGCAGCCAGGCCGCUGCUCCAGCACUCUUCCUCGGCGCCCCGCUUGAGGUCGGCCACUCCUUCGACCUCGGCCAUUGCUGGUUCUUCUAGCCCGCUCGCCUCGUCGUCGGCCGCCUCGUCGUCGGCCGCCUCGUCCUCGUCCUCAUCCUCCUCCUCUGCCUCGUCGUCGGCGCUCCACACCUCGUCCCACCGCGCUGCAUCACCAGCCGCCGUGGCGUCGACGGCCGUCGCGGGGGGCGCAUCCUCGUCGCCCCUGGACCGCCACGCCCCCGCCUCGCACCUGCCCCAGCUCGCUCGCAAGGACGCCGCCCUCUACGCCGCGCUCCGGCCACCACCCCUCUCGGCCGUCGCCGCCCUCGCCGCGCGCCUCAACCUCCUCCCCGCAUCACUCGACGCACCCACCCGCUCCCGCCGCAUUCAGCUCGUCUACCAGGCCUGCACCCACCCUUCUUUCCAGGAGCUCGUCAAAAAGGCCGCAGAACAGGGCGGCCUCCAUCUCGAGGUCAGCGGAGCCGGCCUCGUCCGGAAAUCCCCAGAGGCCAACCCGCUCGACUCGCUCCAGUACCUGCCGCAGCAGAUCGCCUCGCCCGACGCCGACGCACCCGCCGCCGCCGAUGCCGGCCUCGCCAACCGCGCCCUCUCGACCGUCGGCAACUCGCUUCUCGGCAUGAUGGCCUCCGAGUACCUCCACCUCCGCUACCCCAACCUCCCCACCCGCGUGCUCAAGGCCGCCGUCGCAGCCUACGUCGGCCCCAGCACCCUCGCAGACGUCGCCGGCGAGAUCGGCCUCGGCGGGCAGGGCAUCCUCCGGUGGAACAGGCAGGCGCGCGUCCCCACCCGCUCAGCGCCCGCACCCACAAAGGGCGACAUCGCCGCCAAGAGCGCGCCCAGCAGGACAAGAGGUCUGCUCAGCAGGGACGUCUCGGCCGACGCCAUGCGUGCGCUCGUCGCCGUCAUCUUCCAGGAGCUCGGCCUGUCUGCGGCGCGCCACUUUAUCACGACGCACUUCCUCUCGCGCAACCUGGACCUGGCGUCGCUGCUCAAGUUUGCCGACCCAAAACGCGCCCUGUCAGCGACGUGCGCCAAGCACGGCCGCGAGGCGCCCCAGUCGCGCCUGAUUGCCGAGUCGGGACGGCUGAGCAUCAACCCCAUUUUCGUGGUGGGCGUCUACAGCGGCAUGCAGAAGGUGGGCGAGGGGAGCGGCAGCUCGAUCCGGAUGGCAGAGUACCGCGCCGCCGAGGAUGCGCUGCGCCGCCUCUUUCUCGCCCAGACGCCCAUCGAGGACCUCAACCUGCCCUCGACGACCCUCGAUGCCGUCUACGGUCCCAAGGACGGGAGGAAGCCUUUUAUCCCGUCGUCGAUCCCCGUCUAUGAUGGCGCGGGAAAGACUUACUCGCCCCUCCCCCUUGGUGCCUGCGAGGUCCUCGAGGCGGCUGGAAAGGACCGUCAGUAG
Molecule: messenger RNA, 1479 nt
Organism: Pseudozyma flocculosa PF-1
Lineage: Eukaryota; Fungi; Basidiomycota; Ustilaginomycetes; Ustilaginales; Ustilaginaceae
Exons: 2
Coding region: 1-1479 (492 amino acids)
Biological process (GO): regulation of gene expression; primary miRNA processing; rRNA processing
Cellular component (GO): nucleus
Molecular function (GO): ribonuclease III activity; double-stranded RNA binding
Source: RefSeq, a predicted model, not a curated record